Molecule: messenger RNA, 3362 nt
Organism: Juglans microcarpa x Juglans regia
Lineage: Eukaryota; Viridiplantae; Streptophyta; Magnoliopsida; Fagales; Juglandaceae
Product: kinesin-like protein KIN-14R
Exons: 19
Coding region: 133-3324 (1063 amino acids)
Biological process (GO): microtubule-based movement
Molecular function (GO): microtubule motor activity; microtubule binding; ATP binding
Source: RefSeq, a predicted model, not a curated record
AAAAGUAAAGAACCCAAGAACGUUCUCAUCACCCUUUCUAUCGUCCAAAUUACUUUCUUGCCGCAAGAAAAGCUAUUCGCCACAGAAAUUCAAGGUUUUCCCUGUUCCCAGACGCACAAAACUCCAAUUUCCAUGGAAGAGACCCGAUUCGAUACUUAUCACCAAGACUUAGAAACCCUAGUUCCAAAUUCUUCAGUCUCCGAGGCCUUCGAUUGGGAAAAAGUUGAACCCUUGAAUCAAGAACCUAAAUAUUCUGCCGUUAAUGACGUGGGCGAUGAGUCUUUGGUGGAUUCGAUGCUUUGUGACUCUGGUUCAAGACUAAUCCGUUAUGGGUUUACCAAAUCCAAUUGUACAGAAGAAUGUGUGCUGUUUAUAAAUGCUGGAGGUGAGGCUGCAAACGAGGUAGAUUCCAGUACAAAAUUUGUCGGUGACACACAUUAUGAAGGGGGAAAUGUUUUCCGAACUAAUGAGUCAAUAACUGAGGGCGGAGAUUUUCCAUUCAUCUAUCAGUCUGCACGAUUGGGAAAUUUUUCUUAUCAUUUCAAUGAUCUUCCUCCUGGAGACUAUUUUGUUGACCUUCAUUUCGCAGAGAUAAUAAACACAAACGGACCUAAAGGAAUGAGGGUAUUCAAUAUAUAUGUCCAGGAAGAAAAGGUCCUAUCCGAGUUAGAUAUUUUCUCUGUAGUCGGAGCUAAUAAGCCAUUGCAGUUGGUUGACUUGAGGGUAUCUAUGAAGGAGGAUGGAGUAAUUGUGAUAAGAUUUGAAGGGGUCAAUGGAAGCCCAGUAGUUAGUGGAAUUUGUAUUAGGAAAGCGCCAAAGGUUUCAGUUCCUCAAGUGGCACAUGAAUAUCUUAAAUGCAACAACUGUGCUUCUAUGAUAGAAGUUCCUUCAGCUCAGAAGAAACUACAGGAAACGAAAUCCACCAUGAAAUAUGAGCAGAAGAUAGAAGAAUUGACCAUGCAGUGUCAACGAAAGACAAAAGAAUGCUAUGAGGCUUGGAUGUCAUUGACUGCGGCAAAUGAACAGCUGGACAAGGUCAGGAUGGAACUUGACAAUGUAAUGUUUAACACACUUUCUAAAGAUCAAACUAUGGAGAAACAAGCUGAAAAUCUGAGGAAUAUCUCCAGUAGGUAUGAGCAUGAUAAGCUAUCCUGGGCAGCUGCAAUCAAUAAUUUACACGAAAAAAUAAAGGUGAUGAAAAAAGAGCAUCUUCAGCUUUCUUGUGAAGCUCAUGAUUGUGUUGAUUCAAUUCCUGAGUUGAAUAAAAUGGUUUUUGCAGUUCAGUCUUUGGUUGCCCAGUGUGAAGAUCUCAAAGUGAAGUACAGUGAAGAGCAAGCUAAGCUAAAGAAACUCUUUAAUGAAUUUCAGGAGGCUAAAGGGAAUAUCAGGGUUUUCUGCCGCUGUCGUCCCCUAAGUAAAGAAGAGAUGUCGUCUGGUUCUACAAAAAUUGUAGACUUUGAUGCUGCGAAGGAUGGAUGUCUUGGAAUUCUGACUGGUGGCUCCACCAAAAAGUCUUUCAAAUUUGACCGUGUUUACACACCAAACAAUGAUCAAGUUGAUGUGUUUGAGGAUGCUUCGCCAAUGGUGACAUCAGUGCUAGAUGGCUACAAUGUGUGCAUAUUUGCUUAUGGGCAAACAGGGACAGGAAAGACAUUUACAAUGGAGGGUACUGAGCAAAACAGAGGAGUAAAUUAUAGGACUCUUGAGCACUUGUUUAAUAUUGCCAAGGAAAGGAGCGAAACUUUUACAUACAGCAUAGCUGUUAGUGUUCUUGAAGUUUAUAAUGAGCAGAUUAGAGACUUGCUGGCAACAUCUCCAACAUCAAAAAAGUUGGAGAUAAAGCAAGCUUCUGAAGGAUUUCUACAUGUUCCUGGAAUUGUAGAAGCCAAAGUUGAUAACAUCAGGGAAGUCUGGAGUGUACUGCAUGCUGGAAGUAAUGCUAGGGCUGUUGGAAGUAAUAAUGUGAACGAGCAUAGUAGCCGAUCUCACUGCAUGCUUUGUAUAAUGGUAAAAGCAAAGAACUUGGUGAAUGGAGAGUGCACCAAAAGUAAGCUUUGGCUUGUAGAUUUGGCAGGCAGUGAGAGGCUUUCAAAAACUGACGUGCAAGGGGAGCGCCUGAAGGAAGCACAAAAUAUAAAUAGAUCACUUUCAGCUCUUGGAGAUGUCAUAUCAGCUUUGGCAACUAAAAGUAGUCAUAUCCCAUACAGGAACUCCAAAUUGACUCAUUUACUUCAAGACUCAUUAGGGGGCGACUCCAAAACUUUGAUGUUUGUACAAAUUAGUCCUUCAGACAAGGACUUGGGUGAGACUUUGAGUUCUUUAAAUUUUGCAUCUCGGGUUCGUGGGAUUGAGUUGGGCCCUGCCAAGAGGCAGCUUGAUACAAGCGAACUGCAGAAGUUGAAAGCAAUGCUUGAAAAAGCAAGGCAGGAAUCCAAAUCCAAAGAUGAAUCUUUGAGGAAGCUAGAAGAGAAUUUACAGAACCUUGAGAGCAAGGCAAAAGGCAAAGAUCAGAGUUAUAAAAACCUACAUGAGAAGAUCAAAGAGCUUGAAGGCCAGAUUGAAUUGAAGACAGCGAUCCAUAACCAGUCUGAGAAGCAACUUUGGCAAUUAUCUGAGAGAUUGAAGGGGAGGGAAGAAGUCUGCAGUAAUCUCCAGCAAAAGGUCAAAGAGUUGGAGAUGAAGCUCAUAGAACAACGGCACUCAGAAUCUGCAUCUUUUCAACAGAAGGUUAAGGAACUUGAAAACAAGCUCAAGGAGGAAGUGCAGAAAUCAGAGUCUUACGCUGUCAGCCUUCAACAUGAGGUGAAUGAGCUGCAACGAAAACUAAAAGAGCAGGAACAAAAUUCAGAGUCUUGCUUACUUCAUCAAAAGAUCAAGGAGCUUGAAGAUAAGUUGAGGGUGCAAGAGCAGCAGUCUCAGGGUAUUCAUGAUUGCACUGAUCAUGCAGUUAGGGCCAGUACUCCUAAAACCUUUAUAAGAGAUGAAUUUAUGAAUGAGAUUGAGCCUCGUAUACUGAGAAGUUCAAAUUCAAUAAACCGCCCGUUGAGUCAAGGUUCUACUUUGCAAAAAGGAAGUGAUUCUCUCCAUGAGAUGAGGAGGAAAAGAGACUUCAGAAAUGCUGAUGCAGAAAACCAUAUUUUUGUGUCGUCUUCUUUAAAUGAUACCAAGGUUAGUAGGAAAUCUGAUCCACCUAAAAUUGCAAGGGUUAUGAGAACAACAAAGCUAGUCACUGCUACUCAAGGGCCCUUGACUCACAAGAGGACCAGCAGAGAUCAUAACCAAGGGAUCAAGGAGAGGGAAAAUAAGAAGAAGAUCUGGUCAUGAUAGUGAACCAACUCAACAGAAGUCAAUUUGUUUAUAUG